Molecule: messenger RNA, 3656 nt
Organism: Danio rerio (zebrafish)
Lineage: Eukaryota; Metazoa; Chordata; Actinopteri; Cypriniformes; Danionidae
Gene: abi3bpb
Product: ABI family member 3 binding protein b
Source: RefSeq, marked provisional
CACUCAGCUGAGGCACACAGUGAGCUCAAGAAGUCCUGAAACCAGCACUAGCAGAAGAACCAGCAGCAACUCUUAGAGAAAUCAGCCAGCAUCCCUUCUCGAUUGAAGCAGAGCACCAUGGCAGGCAGUACUGUCCUUCACUUGGGCUUCCUUCUGACGCUCGCAGGAAUUCUCCUCUUCGCAUGCAGUUCCGCACAAAGAGUUAGAGUAAGAAGACAAAAUAUGAAGGUUCGCAUCAAUGCCACCGGAGAUACAAUUGUUUUGAAGUUUGUUCGACCCAACCCUGAUGUCAAACUUGAAGGCUACAUCUUAGGCUAUGGCUCCAGCAUGUUCUCCAAACAGUUCAUCCAGCUUCCAGAAAACGGAGAACCCUAUGAGACAGAGAUUGAUGCCGAGCCUAAGUACCUUGUGGCUGUUCAGCCAAUGCCAACCAAUGAUGUUAAGAAGCACUGCACAGGUAAAGUGAACCUGGAGAAACCUCUUCACCUGGUGAUUGAUUCUGUCACACCAACAUCUGUGCUUUUAUCCUGGGGAACCUACUUAAAGACACCCUAUGAGGGAAACAUCAUGAACGACUGCUUGGAGGAAGGGCACUACACCAUACGCUACAGAGAAAGAAACAGGAAGUGGAUCUACCAGACCUGCUCCACCUCUGAUACCGUGAUUGACAACCUCAAGCCCAACACACCCUAUGAAUUUGGUGUCCGACCCAACAAAGAUGACCGAAGUGGAAUGUGGAGUAAGCCAGUGAUCCACAACACCAACAUGGGAGAUAAAAUCAUGCAGAUAAACUACAAGCACAACAGACCAAUUGCGAAACCUUUGGGUGGACCUCACAGCCCGUUCCCACUUCGACCUGUUCCCAACAACAUAAGCCACCCAGUGCCAUCCAAAAACACAGGCAUUUUUGGAGGUCCCAAGACAUCUUUUGCGCCUCCAAUGGGCCAGCAAGGAACUGUGGCUGCUCCAAGAGCCAAUGAGCCAAAAUGGCCUCAGCUCCCAUUGGAUACAGACAGUCAUGUUAGAAAUGACUCCUCUCAGCUGGUGGAGAUCCCCCGCAUCCUUCCCCAACUCCUACCCACUAAACCCUUUCGUUCUUCAGCUUCCCCAACUCCCCAAUCCCUUACCAGCAGUACCCGGGCACCCCUACAUGGACAUCCUCAAAACAAGGCACCUAGUGCCACUCAGAUGCCACAUGGUUCCUCUGGUAAGAACAUCCGGGGAGACAUCUCUUCUCUUCCAUCCAAACCUGCCAAUUCAGUCCUAACAGUGACCACCAGGAACCAGACAUCACUGGGCAGAAACCCUUUCUCUUUCUCUAAUGGCAUGAGACAUUCUCCCCCCAGGCUUGGAGACCCCUCAAGAAGACAUGGGGGUUCUUCAGCAGGACGCCCGAAUAAUGCACUUAAAAACCCUAAUGUUGUGGGCAUGCAUGAAAGAAUAGGAAAAGAUAUGAAACCAGACGUGAACCAGGACAAAGCUUCUAUCUUGAUGCCCAAGUUGCCCCCUGUUACAGCCAAACCAUCCAAACCAAAGACAACAUCUGCUCCAUCAGUGACAGCACCCAAGUAUGAGACCUGGGAGAACUCUUCAAGUUUCAGCCCUGUCCCUGCUUCUAAAGUUGAUGCCAUGGGCAAAGAGCGCUACAUUGCUCCACAUGUGGUCUACAAGACAGAUAAGAAGCCAGAUGAACCUUGCUCCAUCACCACCUCUCUAACUUACUUCCCCGAAGAGGAGGGUGGAGAACAAAAUGUCACCAAUCCUCCAAAAACAGCACCAUCCAACCUCACCGUUGUAACAGUAGAAGGAUGUCCCUCCUUCAUUAUUCUCGACUGGGAGAAAACAGAUAAUGAGACAACAGAGUAUGAGGUCAUCUCAACUACCAAAGGUCCUGAUGGUGAACAGGUUUCCAUUCUGACAACUAACCAGACACAUACCGCUGUGGAAAACCUCAAACCAGAGAGCAGUUAUGAAUUCAAAGUGAAGCCAAAGAAUGAGCUUGGUGAAGGGCCAUCCAGUGAACCUGUAUCCUUCAGCACAGAGUCUGCGGAUCCUCGAGUGAGCGAAAACGUUUCAGGUAAAGAUGCCAUUUGGACACAGUUCCCUUUCAAAACCGACUCCUAUUCUGAGUGCAAUGGGAAGCAGUAUGUGAAAAGGACAUGGUACCGCAAAUUUGUUGGUGUCCAACUCUGCAACUCCCUGCGGUACAAGAUCUACCUGAGUGACUCUCUCAACGGCAAAUUCCACAAUAUUGGAGACCAGACCGGUUUUGGUGAAGACCACUGCCAGUUUGUGGACUCAUUCUUAGAUGGCAGAACGGGAACUCAGCUUCCCGCAGACCAGCUACCAUCCAGACCAGGCUUCUAUCGGGCCAUGAGACAAGAGCCAGUUCAUUUCGGCCAGAUAGGUGGAAACUCCCAUGUCAACUAUGUUGCAUGGUACGAGUGUGGUACACCAAUCCCAGGGAAAUGGUAGGACUAAAGCAAGCGUCCACAUGGAACCCUGAAGAGCAACUCUCAUUGGUUGGGGUUGGUGCCUACUAAGGUCACAUGACAGGCUUUAUUUACUGUUUUCCCCCACCAGUGAUGCUGAGUUUGGUCACUCCUCAGCCUACGUCACAGAAGUUCAUACCAUGUAUAAUAAUGUACAGGAUCAAAGAGUCAGGGAAUACUAUUGAGUGCAUCUGUGAUAUGUAAUAAAAACAAUGCCUCACCGUUUUAUUUAUCAUAUAAUAACUAGUAAAAAUGGUUCAUUAUGAGAAAUUACUUCAGAUACAUUGAAGUGAUGAACAUAAAGUAAGGUAAAAAUACUUGUUUAAAUAUUGGGAAGCUGGCUCCCUGAAACUAUUUUGAUAUUUUGUGUAAUAUUAUUUAUCAAAGUUUGUGGUUUCUUCACUGGCUUUCUUCCAGUGGUAAAGGGCCAGGCUUUUAUUAAGCGCUUUAAGGACAGCCUGGGAUUUGUCUACAACCAGAGGCAGCUGUAUUAAUUUAGGUCUCUGAUAUGUCAGAUGAUAUGUAUAGUUAGCUACAUUGUUUUUACAAACACAUCAUACUGGCUUUACAAGUCAGUUUUCCCACACUAGAAUAGAAAGAAUGGACUCAAGACAACAACACGUCUAUGUUUACAACGGGUUGGGAUGAACAUGAUAAUUUUCCUUACAUAUGCACACACACACACACAAAACAUGUCCACUUUCACUCAGAUACUUUGUAUCAUGACUGUAGUCUUUCAAUGGUAUGUUUGAUGGUUCUAGACUGUAAGGAUGACCUUACACUUGCAAUUUGCACAGCACAAAUGUAUUUAUAUGUAUAUGGAGAAAGUAUUUUUUCAGGAAACCUAAGAGAGAAUUAAAAAUCCUUUCCCCUCAAGCUUGUGAAAUACAAUACAAGUAAAAAAAAAUCUAGCUUUUUUGAGUGUUAACACAUUCAAAGAGUCUUGAAGAUCUUAAUACUUCAAGGAGAGCUUGUCUGGGUCCCAUAUUUUGUACAGUUUGGUCCCUGCCAAUCCUUUGGCAGAGUUUCUCUGGCGUAUCCGUAUUUUCAUGGAAUUUGUUUGUAAGAUGAAACUGUUGUUUGUUGUUGUUAUUGUUCUGGAUUUGUUUUUCUCUGUAUGUAUUUUACAGUAAUAAAUAACAGAAGUUUGGUUUCUUUUUUUAA